AUGGCUUCUUCGGUGCUUCCUGCGUGGUCGUCGAUCAUGGUCCUGGUGGUGUUGACCGCAGGCGUCCGGCCGCCGCCGUGCUGCCGCGCCGAGUUCACGGUGGUGGUGCCGGACACGUCGGCAGCGGCGCUGGUGGACGCGCCGCAGCCGGGGUUCUCGGACCGGGCGCGCAUCGACCCGGCGGAGCAGCGCGCCGUGCAGGAGGUGAUGGCGGCCACGGGCAACGGCUGGGCGUGGGGCAUCCCGGACGUGUGCCGGGGCCGCUGGCACGGCAUCGAGUGCGUGCCCGACCGCCACGACGUCUACCACGUCGUGUCGCUGGCCUUCGGCGCGCUCUCCGACGACACGGCCUUCCCGGCCUGCGACGCGGCGACCGCCACGCUCUCCCCCGCCGUGCUCGCGCUCCCGCACCUCCGCUCCCUCUUCUUCUACCGCUGCUUCACGGGCAACCCGCAGCCGAUCGCGGCCCUGCUCGGCAGCCUCGGCCCCGCGUCGUUCCGCUCCCUCGUGCUCCGCCAGAACGGCCACGUCGGCCCCAUCCCGGCGGAGCUCGGGAACCUCAGGGCGCUACGCGUGCUCGACCUCCACGGCAACCAGCUCACCGCCGCCAUCCCGCCCACCCUCCAGUCCCUGACCCACCUCCGGAUGCUCGACCUCAGCUACAACCGUCUCGCCGGCCCGGUGCCGCGCUUCGACUUCCAGCGGCUCAGCAUCCUGGACCUCAGCCACAACGCGCUCCAGGGAGGCGUGCCGUGGAGCCUCGGCCAGUGCCGCUCUCUGCUCAAGAUCGACCUCAGCCAGAACCGCCUCACCGGCACGAUCCCCGGCGCGCUCGGCGAGCUGUCCGAACUUAUGCUGCUGGACCUCAGCCAUAACGCGCUGUCCGGCCCGAUCCCGGCCGCGCUCAGCCGGCUGGCGUCGCUGCGGUCCCUGAUCCUCAGCGACAACCGGAUGCAGUUCUCGACGGUGCCCGACGGCUUCUUCACUGGGCUCAAGGCGCUGACCACGCUGGUGCUCUCCGGAAUGGGCUUGGCCGGGACGAUCCCGGAGUCCAUCGGGGAGCUGGGCGAGCUUCGGGUGCUGCGGCUCGACAAUAACCAGUUCACCGGCGUAAUACCGCCGAGCUUCCGGCGGCUGGAGAGGGCGAGCGAGCUCCGCGUCGACGGCAACCGGCUGGUGGGCCCGAUACCGUUCGGCAAGGAGAUGAUGUGGAGGCUGGGCAAGAAGCUGCGCGUCGGCGGCAACGAGGGGCUGUGCUAUGACACCAAGCAAGAAGGCCUCGAGGGCGUCGUUGCGCUCGCCGGCGUCGCGGACUGUGACAGCGUCAGGAGUCGCACGACGCAGCACUUGGUCUGGAGCAAUAGUACUGUAGUUAGCCGCCGCGGCGGUGUGGCCACCGUGACCUCAUCAGCUGCUUCCGUCAGCCGUAACACCGGUGGUACUCGUGUGGAAACUACUUGGCUUGUGUUCGUAUGUCUGCACCUUGCAUGGUUUGUAGCGUUGGAGUUGCAAUUGUAA
This is a messenger RNA of Miscanthus lutarioriparius, 1518 nucleotides long. Lineage: Eukaryota; Viridiplantae; Streptophyta; Magnoliopsida; Poales; Poaceae. The record is from the annotation of a GenBank genome assembly.